Molecule: messenger RNA, 6783 nt
Organism: Mus caroli (Ryukyu mouse)
Lineage: Eukaryota; Metazoa; Chordata; Mammalia; Rodentia; Muridae
Gene: Fem1b
Product: fem-1 homolog B
Cellular component (GO): nucleus
Molecular function (GO): protein binding
Source: RefSeq, a predicted model, not a curated record
CUCCCUCCCUUCGGCUUGGUCUGCGGCGGCUGCUUUCCUCCCGCCCUAAGUUCCGGUGCUGGUGCUGCCGGCGCGGUCCGCGAACACCCACGCGCGGCUCGCGGGAGCCCCGCUCGCCACCAGAACCUUUCGAUCGCCGGUGGGCGAGUGCCCGCUGUUUUCCUGCGGCGAGGAGCUAGGCGGAGGCCGUUCCAGACCCUCCGGCCCAGCGCGGGCAGGCGUGCACAUCGCUCGCCAUCCGGGGCGCGCGCGGGCCUCUCGAGACCCCAGCGGCGACCCGUAGCUCGGGCGCGCGCCUGUCGCAGCCCGCAGGAAGGAGGCGGCCUGAGGCCCGGGGCGGCGGCCGCCAUGGAGAUCCCCUCGGCCCAGGGCCGGUGCCUGGGGCCUCGGGGGCGGCCCUGACCGUCCUUCUCCCCGCCCGGGCCGGGUCCCACUUGUGCCUCCGGCGGUGCUCGGCCACCUCUGCGUCUCCGCCCUCGCUGGGUCGCGCUGCUGCCUGGACACGGCGGCGGCGCCCUGUUGAAUGGGCUGUGAGGGCCCGGGUCUGAAGUGCUGGUGGACGCGGCCUCCGGGGGCGCAAGGCAGCAGCAGCGGUGGCGACCAAACGGGUGUUGGAGUUGGCGGCGGCCAUGGAGGGCCUGGCUGGCUAUGUGUACAAGGCGGCCAGCGAGGGCAAGGUGCUCACUCUGGCUGCCUUGCUCCUUAACCGGUCAGAGAGCGAUAUCCGCUACCUGCUGGGCUAUGUCAGUCAGCAGGGAGGACAGCGCUCCACACCCCUCAUCAUCGCAGCCCGCAAUGGGCACGCCAAGGUGGUUCGCUUGCUGUUAGAACACUACCGUGUGCAGACCCAGCAGACCGGCACCGUCCGCUUCGACGGGUAUGUCAUUGACGGUGCCACUGCUCUUUGGUGUGCUGCGGGAGCCGGACAUUUUGAAGUUGUUAAACUUCUAGUCAGCCAUGGAGCCAACGUGAACCACACCACAGUCACUAACUCAACUCCAUUGCGGGCAGCAUGCUUUGAUGGCAGACUGGACAUUGUGAAAUAUUUGGUUGAAAAUAAUGCCAAUAUCAGCAUUGCCAACAAGUAUGACAACACCUGCCUAAUGAUCGCAGCAUAUAAAGGGCACACUGAUGUGGUCAGAUACCUCUUAGAACAACGUGCUGAUCCCAAUGCUAAAGCACACUGUGGAGCCACAGCUUUGCACUUUGCAGCCGAAGCUGGUCACAUUGACAUUGUGAAAGAACUGAUAAAAUGGAGAGCUGCAAUAGUGGUGAAUGGCCAUGGGAUGACACCGUUGAAGGUGGCCGCUGAAAGCUGUAAAGCUGAUGUCGUUGAACUGUUGCUUUCUCAUGCUGAUUGUGACCGCAGAAGUCGGAUUGAAGCCUUGGAGCUCUUGGGUGCCUCCUUUGCAAAUGACCGUGAGAACUAUGACAUCAUGAAGACAUACCACUAUUUAUAUUUAGCUAUGUUGGAGAGAUUUCAGGAUGGUGACAACAUUCUUGAAAAAGAGGUUCUCCCACCCAUCCAUGCUUAUGGGAACAGAACUGAGUGUAGGAACCCACAGGAAUUGGAGGCUAUUCGGCAAGACAGAGAUGCUCUUCACAUGGAGGGCCUUAUAGUUCGGGAACGGAUUUUAGGUGCUGACAACAUUGAUGUUUCCCACCCCAUCAUUUACAGAGGGGCUGUCUAUGCUGAUAACAUGGAGUUCGAGCAGUGCAUCAAAUUGUGGCUCCACGCACUACACCUGAGGCAGAAAGGUAACAGGAAUACCCACAAGGAUCUGCUUCGGUUUGCUCAAGUCUUCUCUCAGAUGAUACACCUCAAUGAAGCUGUGAAGGCCCCAGACAUAGAGUGCGUUUUGAGAUGCAGCGUCUUGGAAAUAGAGCAGAGCAUGAACAGAGUUAAAAAUAUCUCCGAUGCCGACGUCCACAGUGCCAUGGAUAACUAUGAGUGUAACCUCUAUACCUUUCUGUACCUCGUGUGCAUCUCCACCAAGACACAGUGCAGCGAAGAAGAUCAGUGCAGAAUUAACAAGCAGAUCUACAACCUGAUUCACCUGGACCCCAGAACACGGGAAGGUUUUUCCUUGCUACACCUGGCUGUCAACUCGAACACACCAGUUGAUGAUUUCCAUACUAACGAUGUCUGCAGCUUUCCCAACGCUCUGGUCACAAAGCUCCUGCUGGACUGUGGCGCUGAGGUAAAUGCAGUGGACAAUGAGGGGAACAGUGCCCUCCACAUUAUCGUCCAGUACAACAGGCCCAUCAGUGAUUUUCUGACCUUGCACUCCAUCAUCAUCAGCCUUGUGGAGGCUGGAGCUCACACCGACAUGACAAACAAGCAGAAUAAAACUCCGCUAGACAAAAGUACAACUGGGGUGUCUGAAAUACUACUUAAAACUCAGAUGAAGAUGAGCCUCAAGUGCCUGGCUGCCCGAGCAGUUCGGGCUAAUGACAUUAACUACCAAGACCAGAUCCCCCGGACUCUUGAAGAGUUUGUUGGAUUUCAUUAAGUGACUGGAUGUGUAAAAUCGUUUAAUGUGGUGCUAAAAAGUAAAGGACUUUAAUCACAGACAAUAGAAUUCUGUGUUUGUAAAUUCUUCUUUUCUUUCCACUAUCCUUUCAGCCCAUCGUCCUUGGUUCCGUGUGCCUCUUUUUCUCACAUGGUAUUGAGUUCAGCACACUAAACAGAGCAGCGCUGUUCAGGUGUAACUGGAAGGUGUAUGGACAUUUGUUUGUUUCUUUUUCUUUUUCUUUUUUUAAAAGAAUGAAUGUAAGCUUUUUGUGUAAUGGGGCAUUUGUGAUUUAAAAUUGAUGAUGUUUUAAACAGCUGCCUACAAAAGUAUUUCUGUUAAGUUGAUGUCAGCAUGUCAUCUGUGCAGCAGUUUUGAGGAUUUCAUGAAGAAAAUGAACUAAAAAGGAACACUGGGAGCAAUGGGAGAUGCUCAAGCCCUGCAUGGAUGGUUCUCACUUCACUGUGUGUGUGCAGUGAUACAGCACAUUUUACAUCAGGAGGACUUGAAACACUUAGCUACUGAUUAAUAAUCUGAAAAUUAUGUGCAGUUAUUGUUGGAAAGUUGAAUUCCUGAAAAUCAUUGUGUUCUGUUAGUGUCUUCUAACUGGUGAUCUUAGCCCAACCUUGCGGACAUUGCUAGAUUCCACCCUUAGGCUUGAAUUCUUCUGGUCUCUGAUGUAAUGAUGAAUCUAAAUUGCAUUUAUGCAUUUGAUUUGGCUCACAGACCUAAGUAAGGAGCACACUGUAUUAUGAAACAUUGUCACAGUAUAGCUAGACAUUGUACUUCGUCCUUUUCUAGCCCUGUCCUUGUGUGUUGUAUCUUUAAAAAUUGGAAACUGCCUUUCCAUAGGGCAUUUGUGUCUCCCUAAUUAGGUAUAAGAUGAAAAGGAAUGAGGACACACGUGUGAUGUUUUUACUUAGUCCAUUGUAAGAUGUAGGAAAACCAGGAGUAAGGUAUAGGAAAUGAAGUAUUUGAUGAGGAAAAUGAUUCUCAGUGCCACACAAAAGGUGUAUCUCAGAGCUGUAGACUUUUCUACCACAGAAUGUGGUACUGAGGUCUUUGGGUUUUUGCUUUUUUUUUUUUUUUUUUUUUAAAUCAAGCAACAUUUCAACUCUUAAGAGUAUUCUGUGAUUUUUUUUUUUUUUCUCUUAAGCAUCACAGAAAUUCAAGUUGAAGGAACAACAGUGUCUGCUGAUGCUAGGGAUGAGAAUGAAAGUGAAACUAGUUCCUGUAACUUCCUCUAGUGCCAAAUGAAUGCUGCCUAAGCUACCCCUAGUGCAUGGUACCGUUCCUGGAGACACCCACAGCUUUGUGUUUUCCUUUAGUGAAAAGCAUUGUCAUGAUACAACAUCAGAUAUAAACUUUAAACAACCUGUAAGAGUUCACAAAUACUUUACCUGUGGAUAUUGCUUUUAAAACAUAGGAGAAUGGUUGCAGUUGGAGUAGUACAAAGUAACCAAGCCAAAAUCAGCACCUAGGGCCUUAAACAGAUACCCCAUAAAGUGAAAUACCAGGAGAGGGCAGGAAAGGAGACCUAAAGUGUCCUGCUCCAAGGGUGCAAGAUGCAGUUGCUGUAGUUGUGCUUCGUGUGUGUCCUUGUGUUAGUUAUUUUCCUAACUUGAGAGUUUACAUGGAAGACUUUUUUUCUGAUGGCUUAAAGGGAGGUGUUGGAAUGCCCUAAUUUGGGAACUUCUGACCUAGACCCUCUUGGUGUGACUUAAGGCGAUAUUGAUUCACCUUGCUCUGGCAGCUCUCAGUGACCUGGAAGAGGUGACACACUGCACAAGGUGAGUCAGCCCUGCCUCUUCUCAGGCUCAGGUCAGGUCUUUCCUUUACGGACACUAAGGCCCAUUGAGGACAGUGAGGAAUAGCUGUGAAACUUAGUAUUCAGUUGGUUCCAUUUUUUAAUGUAUAUGAUUUUUAAGCACCCAAACUUAAAGUAUCUAUCAGAUAAUACUGCAUGUUUUAAAAACAUUCUUCCUCCUUCACUACCCAGGACCAACACUGUUCUAAGACAUUAUUUAUAUAUGAGGAUAAUAAUAAUAUACAUAUUCAGAUGUAGAAUUACAGGACAGCUUUUGAAGGAGGGAAGACAGUGCUGAGGAGGGUGGAGGGAAUGGAACGGGGCCUGUGGUGGACUAACUAGAUUUGUUUAGUUGUGUAGUUGCACACUAUGCACUCUUGCUGAGGGUCUAAUUCUGUCUGUACCAUCACUCCAGAUUUGCAUUGUGGAACACCUGUAUAAAUCCAUUAUAGGAGCAAGUGUCCUCAUGCCUGGCCUUCCCGUUAUUUGUUUUUGGUAAAAUUCUUUGAAAGUAUGCUCAGCCAAAUGUUCCAUGAACUUUUGUUUUUAAAGAAAAAUAGGUGUGAAAGGUGAUAGCAUUGUAGCUAGCUCACUAGGCUGUCAUGUGUUGCAGCCAUGUCUGUCAUUUGAUGUUUGUUAUUGGUAGAAUCAUGCUUUGAAUUGUAACCCUUCCUUGAUAGUGUUAGUGAUUUCCCCAGAACAUGUCACUUGUGUAAAUUGUCACAUAAAUUUGCAUGAGCCAGGAGUGCAGGAGGGUGCUUUUCACUUUUCAUGCAGUUAGGAAUUAAAACCUUACACUUCAGUGACUGACCCCAGGCUGGGCAGCAAAGCUAUCUAUCCGUCCUCUGUGGAAGGAGAAGGGGUAGCUGACUCUGACACUCUGGCUUUUUCCAGUCCACUCUUGAUUAUAAUCACAGCACAACCACCCAGAGGUUCUUCACUGUGGGAACUUUAAACAUGCAAACCAAAACAACCUGGCCCAUCUGCCAUGCUUUGGUUUUGCUAGUUUCUGAAAGGGGUUUUGAUUUCAUUACACUAAUAGUUGCUAGAUGGUGAUUAUGAAGACUUAGGCAUGAUAGCAUUGUUUGACAUAAACUGUGGUUAAGGGAUUAAAACCUCCCUAAAGCCAACACUUUUAGACAAACAUUUCUGAAAACUCAAGUCCUAGAGAGGAGUUGCUCAUUGUAAUUGAGGCAUCAGGUUAAAAUGAGGUUGCUUUGGAUAAUCCAAGCAGCAGAAUACCCGUGUUCUGGGAAUAUGGAAGCCAAAGGAUGGGUGCUACUUGUACUCUGUUGGCUGAGAAGAAGCCAGUGGCUGAACUUGAGUAGGCGGGUUAAAGUAUCUGUGCCUCGUGACAAUUGUAAAAAUCCAAAGUGUACUUUCUCAGCUACCCAGAUAUCAGUGCACGCAGAAGUGCACCCUUCUCAUGACUUAACUGCAGCAGAAAUAGGGAAGAGUAAAACCCUCAACUCUGCCUUUGGCUCUGAACUGAUUUCAGUCAGAUUCUAAGCUGUGCUCACUCUGAAAGUGCACAGCUCCACUCUGGAUAUCAUCUGACAGCCCCUCCACAUGUACAUACACUGAGGGGCUUCCUUUGAAGUUUCUGGCAAAGCUGUCAGAGAUGGGCCAGGCAUACAGCAGCCCCUUUCUCAAGCCUGGAAUCUGGAACAAAUUCUAUAGUGACAAUGCUGAUCGGUUGACUACUACAAAUGUAAAGUAAAUGUGGUCUUUAGUCCUAGGUUUGUGGAGUGUACCUUUGUGUUAAUGUGUAGGGAAGGGACAGCGGUUUGAUGGUUAUGGGGAGUGCGUCACUGAUAAAUCUGCAGGGCUGAAUACUGCUAAAUUAUAGCUUUACAGCUUUCCUUUAGGGGUGAAUCAUGGGAUGAGUAGCCUCAUCAGAGAAAUGAAGGCAUGAAGAUGCAGGCCUGCCAGGUGAGGACACAGGCAGGCUUUGCACCUAUUUCCUAUCAGGUAUUGUAAAAUGUGUGCAUGGCUUUUUUUGUUGUAGAGGAGAAGAGCUGAGGGGACCUCUCCCUGCAAGCUUUCCUAACCAGUCUUUUCAGACGUACAUAGCUGGGAAGUAAACUCUGGCCUUAACCUACUGGCAGGACCCUGUCCUUUGUAAUAGUCACCACACCCUGCAGUCCUUGGUGCAGAGGAGCUACAUAGUUGUAGUCUAGUAAUUCACCGUGGUUUACCGCGAGCCCGUGACGUCAUUCUAUCGUGCGCUCUUGUCAAGCCAUUUAUGUGACUUUAAUAAGCUUAGUAACUUUGCUGACUGCACCGGGGCCUAUCAGUGACUUAUAUAUUGCAUGAUGUCUUCAACUUGAGUUUGACAUGUAGAAUCACCUUUGAGUUCAUGGCAAUUGACAGUCCUAAUGGCUCAGCUAAUUUGAAACUAACAACUUUGCUGUGUAAAAGGAAAAAUGGUGUUGUGUUCAGUAAAUGUUUGAAAAAAAAGUA